This is a messenger RNA of Cantharellus anzutake, 985 nucleotides long. Its product is annotated as ubiquitin-conjugating enzyme/RWD-like protein. The coding region runs from base 233 to 787 and encodes 184 amino acids. The transcript has 6 exons. The record is from RefSeq and is a predicted model, not a curated record. NCBI's taxonomy places the organism in Eukaryota, Fungi, Basidiomycota, Agaricomycetes, Cantharellales, Hydnaceae.
GGGAUUAGCGCCGAGCGCCCUAAACCUUGUUAGAUGAGCAUCAAAUCCUCGAUCGAGCACUGAUCCGAGACCAUACAAGUUCCCAGACUGAAGACUGCCUCCUCGACCAAUUCAGUUAUAAUUGCGUCAUUACGUAAGCAUUCCGGCAAGUACCGUGAACAACCCCAUCGAGCAACAGCUCCUCUUCUCCGUAACGUUUUGCCUUCGUUCCGCUUCGACAAGUGCUCCCAGUAUGUCCUUAACAUCUGGCGCAAUGCGCCGGCUUAUGAAAGAAAUCACGACCCUGCGAACUUCUCCACCUGACGGCAUACGGAUCGCCACCAACGAUGAAGAUAUACUCGAUGUCAUUGGUAUCGUGGCCGGCCCCGAGGGGACACCGUAUGAAGGAGGAUAUUUCAAGAUAAGGUUUCAAUUUACGGAAGAGUUCCCCGCAGCUCCCCCAAAAUGCACGAUGAUAACCCGUAUAUUCCAUCCCAACGUCUCAAAGUCGGGGGAAAUCUGCGUUAAUACUCUGAAGAAGGAUUGGAAGAAAGAAUAUGGGAUUGCACACAUUCUGAUUACAAUCAAAUGUUUACUUAUUUACCCUAACGCGGAGUCGGCCCUCGAUGAGGCUGCAGGGAAGCUGCUCCUCGAAAAUUACGACGAGUACUUCAAACACGCGAAGCUUAUCACUCAGUGGUACAUCCUGCCUCGUCGAGCCGGUCACCACCAGCGAUCUCAAUCCCAGCCCCUAUUCCUCGUGAGAUCAUCCCUCCGACGAACAACAUCACACCAGUCAAGUCAAUGAAGACGUCUGCUACGCUCAUUGCGCAUCUCGCUCCGCCGGAGCACGCCGAACCGUUGCAGCUUUCUCCAUCGAACAACAACAGCACCACGAAAAUCUCCACAACCUCAUCUUCAUCUACUAUUGUUACGAGCUCGAGUGUAGCUUCUCUGAACAGUAGCGCCUCGGGAAAUAAACCCCGAGCAGCGGGCCUUUACAGCC